CUCGCCCUUUUGGAGCUCCCUCCCCUCUUCGACGAUUCAAAAAUCCCUCUUCUCCUGUCCGCUUCCUCUCCGGCCGCCGCCGCUAGGGUUUGGUUUCCGCCGCCUCCUCCGGCUGGUCCCGUCCCGCCCGCCGCCGCCUCUGCUCUCCUUGUUCCGGUCAGCACCCUGAAAGUUGCACAAUAACCCUGAGCAGUCUUCACCAAGGAAACGGGCUGUCUGCUUGUCUGAUGUGCUAUUCUUGUUCUGGUAUAUAAAUCGGCUGCUAUUUAGGACACUUCUUGAUUGAAAAUGCCAACAAGAAAAAAAGGCCUUGCAAGAAAUGCCACCACUGAGCAUAUCAAUCCCCCAAAUAGCCGAAAAUCAAGCAGAUCAACUCAGGCUGCAGCUGCUGAACAUAAAGUCAAUGAUCUGAUCACUUCUUCCUCCAAAAAGCAGAUCGGUGGAGGCCUUCUGAAGAAAAAUCGAGCUCUUAGGGGUGGGAAAAAAUUGAAUUCUAUUUAUGAUUCUGCUGGUACUGGAAAUGAUGUCGCGGGCGUGCCAAGUAGCAGUUUCUUCAAUCACAAGCAAUCUCAUGAAAAUGAUGAAGAUCGUUCAUGUGAUUCCAUAUUUUCUCCCAGUUUUCACAAUCAGAAGGAAGAUGUUACUGACUGCUUGAGCGAAGGCUUAGUACAUGAAGAAGUCAUACAUGAGCCUGUUCAGAAUGCUGAAUAUGUUACCAAUAGCAUAUCAUGCAAUACUUUUGAUGGUUUGAGCAAACACUCUUAUGAUAUUCAUAUGCAAUCGGCAUGUGGAAGCACGCUCGAAGGUGAUGAAUUCAGUGAAUUGGGCAGCCUUUCUCCUGAAGUGUCUGCUAUAUAUCUUGCAAUGCAGCACUCAAAGCUAGAGUGUAUUGAUGAACAAAGCCAAGAUUCUACCUCAACAGAUGGGUGUGCUGAUCCUGAUGAAACUGUAGAGCUUGAUUAUUUUGAUCCGUAUGCCUUCAUAAAAGAUUUGCCUGAUUUAUCUUUGGUGGUUCCCAAGUUUCAACCUGUUCUUCUUCCAAAGCAAACUCGGAGCUGUCCUAGAACUACCCUUGUCCUUGAUCUGGAUGAGACACUGGUGCACUCUACUCUUGAGCCCUGUGAAGAUUCUGACUUCACAUUCCCAGUUCAUUUUAAUCUCAGAGAGCACACAAUCUAUGUGCGUUGCCGUCCAUAUCUGAAAGAGUUCUUGGAGACAGUAGCAAGCAUGUUUGAGAUCAUCAUUUUCACAGCUAGUCAAAGUAUUUAUGCAGAACAGCUACUUAAUAUUCUUGAUCCUAAAAGGAGGUUGUUCCGCCAUCGAGUUUACCGCGAGUCCUGUCUCUUUGUGGAGGGAAACUACUUAAAGGAUCUAUCAGUUCUUGGACGUGACUUGGCUCGUGUGGUCAUUGUUGAUAAUUCACCACAGGCCUUUGGGUUCCAAUUAGACAACGGCGUCCCUAUUGAAAGUUGGUUUGAUGAUCGUAAUGACAGAGAACUCCUAACAUUACUUCCAUUUUUGCAAAGUUUGGUUGGGGUGGAAGAUGUCCGGCCAUGUAUUGCAAGGAAGUUCAACCUUCGUGAGAAGGUUGCCACUGCACCUUCUCUCUCUAUGCACUUUUAGAUGAUCAAAUCAUUUUCUGGGAUAUAGAGAAAUAAAUUGAAGUGGCAGUUGUACUCUAUAGAGAAGGAAAACAUGGGCAGUUGUGUGAAUUGCUGGAGAGGACCCAAGGUGGUGAAUUAUCUGUAUCUUUGCCCUGGUGUAAUCCUGUGUACUUGGAACCCAUAAAAUCGUGUAAAAUAUGCUCUGUUGUACUAAUAUUUAUACCUGAAGAACUAGGGAAUCCUGUGUUAGCAUUAAGUUAAAAUACUCUACAUGAGAGUUGGCAUGGCCUUCUUGUUGUGCAUUGCAGAUAGAACUGCUCAGCACACAAUAGAUUAUCCUCUUGGUCCAGUGAGUCUGUAAUUGUCGAAAGUAAUGUUCUAUCCAUAUGCUCCAGUAUGUACUUGUCAAAAAUAAUGUUGCAGAUAGAAUAAAUCCGCAUUUCUAUUUUCA
Molecule: messenger RNA, 2055 nt
Organism: Oryza sativa Japonica Group (Japanese rice)
Lineage: Eukaryota; Viridiplantae; Streptophyta; Magnoliopsida; Poales; Poaceae
Molecular function (GO): phosphoprotein phosphatase activity
Source: RefSeq, a predicted model, not a curated record